Molecule: messenger RNA, 2523 nt
Organism: Eriocheir sinensis (Chinese mitten crab)
Lineage: Eukaryota; Metazoa; Arthropoda; Malacostraca; Decapoda; Varunidae
Product: calmodulin-lysine N-methyltransferase-like
Exons: 5
Coding region: 306-848 (180 amino acids)
Cellular component (GO): cytoplasm
Molecular function (GO): calmodulin-lysine N-methyltransferase activity
Source: RefSeq, a predicted model, not a curated record
UCUGCAAAGGUUACUGAUCCCUUGAAGAACAGUCUGCCGUCACUUAUAAAUACCAACACAUACUUAAUAAAGAUAAGAAGUGUAACCGAAUAAAACCGAAAGUAGGUGAAUAUGAAUAUACUUACAUCAAAAAUAAAGACAGGAGAUAGUCCGUCCACGUCCAAUCAUCCACACGACCGUCCCCCACGUCUUCUUUUCCACCCCUUUUCGUUGCUCUUUUAAUUUUGUCUGUCGGUAUUUGGCUAGUUAGACCUAUUCUUUUCCCUAAUCUGUGAGUGCUUCAAGCCCGCUGCUGAACGGUGGGCAUGACGGGGGCCAACACGGAAAGCUCUGAGGAGGCUGAUGGCCGGGGGACUGUGGCUCGUCGGCGCUGGAGAAUCCUGGCUGAGGCCUUGCAGCGGUCCAGUACAAGGGAUGCCUCACCUGACAGUGUUUCCACACGAAAGUUUCAGUCCUUUGGCCUUUUGUCCUAUGAAACACUAGGACAAGACUUUUACUCGGUUAGGUGCAUCAGCUCAGAUCUCAGAGUUAUUGUGAGGCUAUUACGUCGGGACUUCAGCCCCAGUCAACUUACGGGCUUCAACAAUACGGGCAACGUUUGUAUCUGGCCUUCAGAGGAGAUUCUUACAUACUACUGCCUUAGCAACUUGAAGACAUUUUCAGAGAAGUCUGUGUUAGAGCUGGGUGGUGGCAUGACCUGUUUAGCUGGAAUGCUGUCACCGCCGAGUGGCCCCACAUGCUGUCCUGAAGACCACCCAUCAACCCGGACUCUAGAGGGAGCCAUCCAAGCGAAUCAAGAACGAGUUCCGGGGGGCAGCAUGAGCCAAUGCAGGAUGGCGCCACUAUAAACACUCGCCUGCGCCAGAACGGGCUGGGCUGACCAUCAGGCCCCACCUGGAAGAAGCCUUGGGCCGACCAUCAGGCCCCACCAGGAAGAUGCCUACCGGCGCAACAGGCAACGACGUAAAAAAAAAAAAAAAAAAAAGUCAGUACGACAGAAAAAAAGGAAAAAGAGAAAUGUAAAAGAGAGAUAGAUGAAGAAAGAUUAGCAUGACACCAAAGGAAAGGUAUAAAGAGGGAUGACGGAAGGAAAGAAAGAAGAAAGAAGAUUUUGUAGGAUAAAGUAAUAGUAAGAAUAAAGUGUCACAAGAUCUCAUAAGUUAGGCUGUAUCUUGUAAUGAAUCAACAAGUAGUGUGCUCCACAUGUAGUACAAUUGAAGAUGCAUGCUUUUGAAAGAACAAUGUGUGUAUGGUGGCUUGUGCCACGGAUGGAGCAAAAGGAGUGUGCUCCACUGGUGGCGCACUACGCAAUGUGAUGAAUGAAGAACAAGUCUACCGGGUAGUGUACCACAGGUGGAGCACUAUUUUUAUUGUCUCAGUGGCAGCUCAUAACCAGAGUGAAGCUACACACCUCCUCUCAAGUCGGUGGCUUGCGUGGUAUUGUGGCUGCGCCAAGUUGAACCAAACGCGACAGGGAGGAGGCGGCAGGAAGUUCAAACGCAGUUAAUGUGUUAAAUAAGGCACCUGUGCUAUGAAUGUGUUGCAUUUUAGGAUAAUAGCAAUAAAUUGUAUAAAUUCCAUAACACAUGGCAAUGUUGUUCUGUCAUUGUCCCUCCCUCACCUCCACCUGCAAUGGCAGCUAUUUCGACUCACUCUCUUGUGCUCCACAAUCAAGAGAAAUAAUUUAUUUACAGUGUGUCAAGAAGUCUUGCAGUAGACUGGCUUGACCCAUGUUGUUAUGAAUUCAUUCAGUAUGACUGUAUGGCAUUGUUGAUAACUGUGCAGAAGAACAAAGAUCCAGAUGUUCAAGUCACUUCUGCUCCCUGUCUUACUCCUUGUCUUUGUGACAUGGACACUAAAUAGUGAUUUGAAAAGGCAAAAUGAUGCCUUUGUUAAUAGUGCCUGCAGAGAACUAUGGGAUAUUGCUGGAAUGACUUUGUGUCAAAUCAGCGAUUUCUCUGUGAGACUGAAUUGAGGCCUGUUACCAGUAUAGUCUCUGAAUGCCAACUCUGGCUUUCCAGGCAUGUGCCACAUUGCCCAGAAGUCGACUCUGCUUACUAGUUUGUUUCUGAAAGAGACAAUCUCAGGUGGAGGAGGUGUCAAGGGGAUGCCUGCCCACAAGGCUGUUAGCUUGAGCAAGUUGAUGGAUCCUGCCAUCAGGUACUUAAGAUGGGAAGGGGUCUUGCAUGGAGACUUGCUUGAAGGGACCACUGGGGUUGGCUUUGUAUGAUGAGUGAGGUGGCAUGCCCCCUGGUAUAUGCCAUAUUGACUUUUUAUUGACUAUGCUUUUCCUGCAGCUCCUAUUAAACUCAUCUACUACUUGCAGCUCACUCUCCUUUUUGGCCAACUAGACAGUGUCAUCUGCAAAACUACUUGCAAAUAUUAACUUUUCCAUGCUAUUCAUUGUCAGUUUUGUUCUGAUGUCCCCUUUGUGCUGUUAUCUUUUAUAAAUCAAGACAUCACAACUUCAUGUAUUAGAAAAAAUGCUCCCUAAAUGUUGUCUGUGUAAGGGAACAGUCAGUG